Messenger RNA from Penicillium diatomitis, 1707 nucleotides. RefSeq names its product Repressible high-affinity phosphate permease. The record is from RefSeq and is a predicted model, not a curated record. Lineage: Eukaryota; Fungi; Ascomycota; Eurotiomycetes; Eurotiales; Aspergillaceae. Gene Ontology annotation, molecular function: phosphate transmembrane transporter activity. Gene Ontology annotation, biological process: transmembrane transport; phosphate ion transport. The transcript has 3 exons. Gene Ontology annotation, cellular component: membrane. The coding region runs from base 1 to 1707 and encodes 568 amino acids.
AUGACCUCGGGCGGAAACUCCGCGUUCCGCAAUCACAACAAUGACUUCGCUCACAUCGAGGACCCCGUCGAGCGUCGUCGCAUGGCCUUGGCCGAGAUUGACAAUGCCAAGUUCGGCUGGUACCAUGUGCGGGCCGUUGUCGUGGCCGGUGUCGGUUUCUUCACCGAUUCCUACGACAUCUUCGCCAUCAACUUGGCCUCGGCCAUGUUGGGUAUUGUCUUCUGGCAAGAUGCCAGCGGCAAGAAUGCGGGCAAAAUCCCCUCUUCCGCGGAUACUGCGAUCAAGGUCUCGACUUCGGGCGGUACGGUCAUCGGACAGUUGCUCUUCGGUUGGCUCGCCGAUCGAAUCGGUCGUAAGCGCAUGUACGGCAUCGAAUUGAUCAUCAUCAUCUUCGCCACUCUCGCCCAGGCUCUCUCCUCCGAUUCUCCUGCCAUGUCCAUCGUGGGACUGCUCAUCUUCUGGCGUGUCAUCAUGGGUAUCGGUAUUGGUGGUGAUUACCCUCUGUCUUCGAUCAUUACCUCUGAGUUCGCGACAACCAAGUGGCGUGGAGCCAUGAUGGGAUCGGUCUUUGCCAUGCAGGGCUUCGGUCAGUUCGCUGCUGCCAUCGUCGCCCUCAUUGUGACCGCGGGGUUCAAGGAGUCCCUGGAGACCGCUUCCAGCGUGGGCAAGUGCAGCGGUGUCUGCCAGCUCGCGGUUGAUAAGAUGUGGCGUGUGGUCAUUGGCUUUGGUGCCGUCCCUGCUUGCAUUGCUCUCUACUACCGUCUCACCAUUCCCGAGACUCCUCGUUAUACCUUCGACGUGGCCCGUGAUGUUGUCAAGGCCGACGAGGAUGUACGCGCCUACAUCGCUGGUAAGCGUGAGGGCCACCCCGACGAGGUCAACCGUGCCGCCGCCAUUCAGAGCCACACCGUGGACGCUGUCGCCCCCAAGGCCAGCUGGGCUGAUUUUGUCCGUCACUACACUCAGUGGAAGAAUGGGCGUAUUCUUCUCGGUACUGCUGGUUCUUGGUUCUUCCUUGAUGUCGCUUUCUACGGUCUGGGUCUAAACAACUCCAUCAUUCUGGGUGCUAUCGGAUGGUCCGGCGGCGCCAACGUCUACGAGAUCCUUCGCCGUACUGCCGUCGGUAACCUGAUUCUGAUCUGUGCCGGUGCUAUUCCUGGAUACUGGGUCACUGUGGCGACCGUUGACACCAUUGGCCGUAAGACCAUUCAGCUCAUGGGCUUCGUGGUCUUGACCAUCGUCUUCAUUGUGAUCGGUUUCGCCUACGACCCGCUGCUCAAGUCCAACAAUGGCCUGCUAGGUCUCUACGUGAUUGCCCAGUUCUUCUUCAACUUCGGCCCCAACGCGACCACUUUCAUUGUCCCUGGAGAGUGCUUCCCCACCCGUUACCGCUCUACCUCUCACGGUAUCUCCGCUGCCUCCGGCAAGGUUGGUGCCAUCAUCGCCCAGUGCGUGUUCGGUCCUCUCGUCCACCGCGGUGCUCCCGCUGGCUCCUCCGCCACUCCCUGGCUCAAGCAUGUCAUGCAAAUCUUCGCUCUCUUCAUGCUGUGCGGUUGCUUCACCACUCUGCUCAUCCCUGAGACCAAGCGCCGCACUCUGGAGGAGCUCUCUGGCGAAGAGGCGGAUACUCUGGUCAACCCCUCUCCCAUAAUUCACCCUGAGAAGCACGCUGGUGCUAAUGCGGCGGAGGAGACCUCCCCCGUUUAA